UGUGUCUGCAGAAAGGCUUUCGUUCCUCUCACCCUGGUUACAGUGAUGACUCUCGUUUAGCUGCUGGUCUACUGGCCACUUCCUGCUGAAAACAUGGAGCGGUACGACUCUGACACGGAGAAGGACGAACAGCAAAGGCCGCUCCUUCACCGAAGACAAGACGACAAAGUCCAGAGAGCGCCAGCAUGCUGUUCUUCCCGCUACGGCUUGGCGCUGCUCUCCAGCUACGGGUUCUUCGUGGUCUACUCUCUGAGGGUGAACCUCAGCGUGGCGAUGGUGGACAUGCUCAACAACACCCAUCAGUCCAGCAGCAACCACAGUGGCUCGGUGUGCACCCCCCACGGCAACCCCGUACCACCCAAACACAACCAGUCAGCCGGUGUGUACAACUGGGACUCUGCGACUCAGGGAUGGAUCUUGGGCUCUUUUUUCUACGGCUACAUCCUGACGCAGAUCCCCGGCGGCUACCUGGCUGGCCGCUGCGGAGCCAAGUGGCUGAUGGGAUUCGGCGUUCUGGGAACCGCCCUCUUCACGCUGCUCACGCCCCUGGCCGCCGACCUGGGCGCGAGCUACCUCAUUGCAGUGAGAGUGCUGGAGGGGGUCGGAGAGGGUGUCACGUUCCCUGCAAUGUACACCAUGUGGGCAUCAUGGGCCCCCCCGCUGGAGAGAAGCAGACUGCUCACCAUUUCAUACAUUGGGGCCCAGCUGGGGACCGUCGUGGCUCUGCCUCUGUCUGGUGAAAUUUGCUUCUACAUGGGCUGGCCCUACGUCUUCUACCUCUUUGGUGCUGUUGGCUUGGUGUGGUUCGUCCUGUGGGCUUUCCUCGUCUUUGACAGUCCAAACAGUCACCCCCGGAUAUCAGAGCAGGAGAGGCUUUACAUCACCAACUCUCUGAAAAAUGAGCUGUCUACCUCUUCAGGCCACAUCCCGUGGCGAGCCAUCGUAACCUCUAUGCCGCUGAUGGCCAUCGUCGUAGCUCACUUCUCCUACAACUGGACCUUCUACACGCUCCUCACUCUCCUGCCGACUUACAUGAACGACAUCCUGGGAUUCAGCAUACAGCAGAACGGGUUUCUCUCUGCUCUGCCGUACCUGGGCUGUGCUCUGAUGGCCGUGCUGAGCGGCCAAGUCGCCGAUUACCUGCGAGAGACUUGCCUUUACCCUACAGUCAUCGUCAGGAAGUCCUUCUCUCUCAUUGGUAUGAUUGGGCCCGCCGUGUUCCUGGUGGCAGCAGGUUACACAGGCUGUAACUACACCUUGGCCGUGACCUUCCUCACCAUCUCCUCUGCUCUGGGCGGAGUGUCGGCCUCUGGCUUUAACAUCAAUCACCUGGACAUCGCUCCUUCGUAUGCUGGUAUCCUGCUGGGAAUCACCAACACUUUUGCCACCAUCCCUGGCAUGGUGGGACCAGUCAUAGCAAGAGCUCUUACACACAGUAACACUAUAGAGGAAUGGCAGACUGUGUUUUACAUCGCCGCUGCCAUCAACGUGUUUGGCGCUCUGUUCUACACCGUGUUUGGACGAGGGACGGUUCAGCCCUGGGCGAUCCACACAACCUACUCCCACGGAGACUGAUUCAUCCUCGCGUCCAUUCAGAGAGAAAACUCUGUAAGAAGUUUGUGCUGAUGUUGAGCAGCAGAGUUCAUAUUUUCUGACGUAGCCAUAGUAAUGAAGACCCAUAUUGUAAUGAUGUUAAAACCUGACUUAAAAAAUUCUACCUUAUGAUCUUAAGAAGAAAAGAGCUAAAAACAGUGUAUUUUUUGCUCCGCAGAGGACAGUAGAAAGGGAAGCUGGUUUUAGUUAAAAGGUUGACAGUUUCACAGCCACAGACUAAAUGUUUGAGUAAAAAAUGCCAAUGAAUUAGUCUGCAUUGUAACCAGUUAUCUAAGCUUCAUUGGGAGCUUAGCACAGUGUCCUCCAAGGCAAUGAAGCUACACAAUCAAUAAUGUUAUCAUUGCUUUAAUUGUGUUAUUACUCAAAAAUCCGUUUCUUGGUUUUUUUGUUUUGUUUUUUAAACCAACAAAGAUCUACACUAACAAGAGGGAGAUUUUUUUCCCCCACUGUUUUGUGUAAAGUUUAGUAAAACAUUUGUACUUUGCUACAACAACCCAGAUGACAAAAUCUGUAAUUUGUCACAUUUUUAUCUACAUUUUAACUCUGUACCUGCCUCCUUUUGCAUAUUUGAGGUGGUUUGUUUUAGGACUGGGACUAAAGAGCCGGGGUGUGUUUGUUUUACAGGCUUUCCUUUAGAAAGAAAAAUUAUCUGAGCUCAUCUAAGGAGAGGAAAGAAACUAGCCUUAUAUCAAGGUCGCCUUAAAAAGACUUUAUAUUUCUGUUUGUUGUGGUUGCCUUUUUUUGUGAUGUAAAUGUGAAUUAUUCGGGAAUUAUGUCUUAAUGUUUACUUUUUUGUUUUGUUUUGUUUAAUUGAGGGAUCACCGGGGCCCUCCUUGGAGUUGAUAAUGCUCAUCACAUGAGAAAAACGGGUUACAGUGUUUCUUGAAAAUAAGCUUCUUGUUUCUAAAUAAGGGAAUUGCAGCUAAACUCUAAAUCAGUGAUUCAAAGGAAGGGCACUUUUUUUCUCAGGUGUUUUAUGCCAUAUAUGGAUUGAAAAGUCAAAUAGUUUGUCAAUUGAAUUAGAUCUAAUUUCUUAAAAUUAAGUUUACUUUAGUUUUUUUUUUUUUCAAUUGACAUGACUAAUUUAAACAUGUGAUAUUGAUAUUGCUUUUCACACGUAGCACCACAAUGGGAGUAGAAAUAAUGCACUUAUGCCUUAAUUAAGACACUUAUGCCUUAAUUAAGACACUUAUAUUCCAGCUCUUUAGAUACAUUCUGAUUAUAUAUAUUUUUAAUCUUUGUUUCUGUGUUGAUAUACAAGGAAGCAAAGGGACUUUGUGUAUUGUGUUGUACUGUAAACGGAUAUGAUGGUAAAUAAUUGUAAUGGAAACAUUCCAGAAAAAAUGUCUUUAUUCACCAUCAUGUAAUAGAAAUGUAUCAAAUACAGCCAGUGACAAAUCUGACAUUGCUUUGGGUUUUUAUUUCCCAAAGAGUUUAUAAUCUGUGAAGACUUUAGAGGUUUGUAAGAGAACAUACAUCAUGAAGACCAAGAAACACCAGGUAUGAUUGGGAUGGUGAAGUGUAAAUUAGGGCUUGUAAAGCAUUCUCAAGUUUUAGGAAAUUUGGGGAUUUGCUUAAUCCAUCACCCAAAAGUUGAAGUAAAACCAGCACAACUCCAAACCUGCCAGGUUACGCUCAUCAACCUCAAAGGAACUCAUCAUUUAUGCUGGAGCUGCAGGAAACUGUCAUGAACUCCACAAACCAUGUCUUUCUUCCAGAGCUUUAAGGAGAAGGUAAGUGUUAAAAGGAAGCAAAACUGGGUUUUUUUUUCCAUAAGCUAUGUGGAGAAACAGAAAAUAUGUAGAAGAAGAGCAGGUGUGAGAUUAACUUUUUGUCCAACAUGGAAAAGCUGCAUUUUGAACAAAAUUGGCAACACAUGAGGGUGAUAGAAUCAUGCUGUAGGAAUCCAUCGUUUCAGCAAUGAUGGAGAGGUUGGUCAGAGUUGAAGAACAGAAUGUCAUUUUCAGCUUGAAAAUACAGCCUACAAUGCAACGUUUAAUUUCAGUCAAAGCAUAUCUACUUAGGAAGGGUCCAGUCAAAGUCCAGGUUUAAAUCUAAUCAUCUGCAGUAGGACUUCAAAAUUGCUCCUGAUGGAGGAGUAUUGCUCCCCAUCUUCAUUGAUGCUGUUAUGAUACAUACCCUCAAAAGUUUAGAAUGUGUGAAACUUAAAUUGUGUAAAUACUUUAACAAAUUUUUUACACUUAUCACAUUUUGGUCAAAUCCACCAAUAUUUUAAGCAAAUUAUGUGAAAUUGGAUUUAGCGCUUUUUCCCCCCCUUUACACCAGUCUUCACAGUUGGAGUAAUCAUGAAUGAUUUACUACGAAUGACGCCUGGAACCAGACUUCUCGUCAGUGGCUCGUUAAUUGGCGGACAGGCGCAGUAGAAAGGCUUAAAGGACGGCUGGGUUCAUGGUAAUCCAACUACAGAGCGUCUGGAGAGCAGUUUACCUCCUGGAUAUUGUUGCAGCUUGCUAAACGCGUUUUCUCCGCCCGGACAAACUUCUUAGACACUAAAACAAUGCGCAUUUGAGGCAUUUUAAUGAUCGGACGCGCA
Molecule: messenger RNA, 4168 nt
Organism: Xiphophorus hellerii (green swordtail)
Lineage: Eukaryota; Metazoa; Chordata; Actinopteri; Cyprinodontiformes; Poeciliidae
Gene: slc17a5
Product: solute carrier family 17 member 5
Exons: 11
Coding region: 94-1575 (493 amino acids)
Biological process (GO): transmembrane transport; monoatomic anion transport
Cellular component (GO): apical plasma membrane
Molecular function (GO): transmembrane transporter activity
Source: RefSeq, a predicted model, not a curated record